AUGGACUCACUUCGCUCGCGCAUCAAAGGCUUGCUUGGACCUAUCAUCAUCCACUCGCGCCACCCUUCCGUCUUUCUCGACCCCGACAACGCUGACGCAUAUAGUUCCACGACUUCAAUCAAAGACAGCUAUGGACCCGCGCCAGAGAAUGUCCCGCUCUCAUCGUUCGACUCGCCGUGUCCUCGUCGGCCGUCGAAGCCUUCUGCUCUGUCUGAAUUCUGCAUGCCUGCUACUGUGACUGGAACGAUCAUCCAGAACGAUCUGUCAGUGAAAUCUACAUCCGCCAAGCAGCAGCGUAAAGUUCCGCUGUUCUCACUCCGUCGGUCGCACUCUGCUUCAGAACACAGCGCGACCGUCAAAGCAGACCACAAACCCACUCAAGCAACCGCACCUGGCCCCCGCCGCUCCAAAAGCUCAGUCUACCGUCCACUUACUCGCGAAACCACCACUCUCCCCAAGCGAUCCAAAACCACGCUUUGGACCGAGAACCGACUUGCUGCUGCUGCAGAUCGACAUGGCCAGCGCGGGGACCGGCAAGUUCCGCUCACGCACCAGCAACUGGCGACGCACGGACAUGACCCUGAGAUGCGACGGCGCGCCUCGACUUUUUCGGUUCGUGGGCGGGUGGAUAAAGCAAAGUCAUUGCAGCUGCCGCGAUCUAGCUCCGCGCCCGGGUCCCGAACUCCGUCGUUGGCGCAGCUCGCGAAGAGUUUGGACUGCGAGGAAGGGGAUAAGUCGUCGCCGUAUCUUGACGCGUCGAUUGCGCUACGGUCACUUAAUCAGACGCUAUCUAGCAGGGCGAAGGAGAAAAGCGCGGCUUCGUCAACCAGCCUUAUAUCAUUAUCCCUGUUCCGAGCAAAGCCAGACAAAGCGCGAGCCGACGCUGCUACGCGCGCGCGGCAGAGAUCGAACCGGUUCGGGCAUUGGCGACCCAAGACUCCAGUACUUCAGAGCAGGAAGACGGCUCACACCGUGCGCUCGUUUCAGUACACAGAGGUAGACCCGUACCUCAGUCGCGUGAAGCAGCUCCUGGACGCGUAUAGAGCACCGAGUAGACGGCAACGGCAGCCGCGGUAUGAGCAGCUAUUGGGGUGGAAGCGGUUGGAUGCCGUUCGGGAGCGGGAGCUCUGA
This is a messenger RNA of Myxozyma melibiosi, 1131 nucleotides long. RefSeq lists its product as uncharacterized. NCBI's taxonomy places the organism in Eukaryota, Fungi, Ascomycota, Lipomycetes, Lipomycetales, Lipomycetaceae. The coding region runs from base 1 to 1131 and encodes 376 amino acids. The record is from RefSeq and is a predicted model, not a curated record. The transcript has 2 exons.